AUGUCCCAGCUAUUACCUUUAGAGCUUAUUGACAAAUGCAUCGGAUCGCAGAUCUGGGUGGUUAUGAAAACUGAAAAGGAAUUCACCGGCAAAUUGCUUGGUUUUGACGAUUAUGUCAAUAUGGUGUUGGAGGAUGUAACAGAAUACGAAAACACGCCUCAAGGAUACAAGACAAACAAGUUGGAUCAGAUUUUAUUGAAUGGAAACAAUAUUUGCACGUUGAUUCCUGGAGGCACUGGUCCUGUGUAG
Lichtheimia ornata is the source of this 249-nucleotide messenger RNA. RefSeq names its product U6 snRNA-associated Sm-like protein LSm5. Gene Ontology annotation, molecular function: RNA binding. Gene Ontology annotation, cellular component: U6 snRNP; Lsm1-7-Pat1 complex; U4/U6 x U5 tri-snRNP complex. Gene Ontology annotation, biological process: mRNA splicing, via spliceosome. The record is from RefSeq and is a predicted model, not a curated record. The transcript is spliced from 5 exons. Bases 1 to 249 code for a protein of 82 amino acids. Lineage: Eukaryota; Fungi; Mucoromycota; Mucoromycetes; Mucorales; Lichtheimiaceae.